Messenger RNA from Haplochromis burtoni (Burton's mouthbrooder), 5274 nucleotides. RefSeq names its product PH and SEC7 domain-containing protein 4. The transcript is spliced from 15 exons. Gene Ontology annotation, molecular function: phospholipid binding; guanyl-nucleotide exchange factor activity; protein binding. The record is from RefSeq and is a predicted model, not a curated record. Gene Ontology annotation, biological process: regulation of ARF protein signal transduction. Bases 1396 to 4677 code for a protein of 1093 amino acids. Lineage: Eukaryota; Metazoa; Chordata; Actinopteri; Cichliformes; Cichlidae.
AUUUCUCUGAAUACUAUUAUUAUUAUUAAGCCAUUUCAAAACUUUUACUUCAUUCGAUGUGCCUGUGUUCCCUUUUUUCCCUCUAGUAUCUUUUUUUCCGUUACCAUUUAUACUUCUCCUUUAAUUUGUGUUAACCAUCCCCCUAGCAUGUAAUUUUGGUGAGUAUAUUCCCAUGCAAUCUAAGCAACUUCUCGUGACCACACUCAGCUCAGUCAGAAUAUGUCUAAAUGUUUUGGCUGAAGUCACCAAGUUUUAUUCUUGUUCUCUCUUUUAUUGUGUCUGAGGAAUGUUUCCGCAAAGCUUCACAGCCGUCUGGCUUUCACUGGUAAAGUUUUUAUCAUCAACAAUGCUACCGCAUAUAAUCUGGUGCAAAACUGUUGCUGUAUGAAACAAAAGUCUAUCAAGGAGAGAUUGAAAUCAGGACAGCGCCAUCGAUGUUCAAUGUGUGAGGGCUGCCCGUUACUUUUUAAUUUUUAUACCGUGCAUUUUUAUUACCGUCUGGAGAAAUUAAAAGAAAAAGAAAAGCAACAAUUUAAGCAUUUUGUUUUCAAACACAAUCUGACUCAUUUAGAGUUUUCUCUCUUUGUUGCCUCCCAUAAUGUAGCGCUUGCUGCACGCUGACAGGAACUGAGAAGUGAGCACCCACACAGGAAAUGUGGUCUAUCCCGGAUGUUGGUUAUCUGACGUGAAUAAAAUAAUGAAGAUAGACAGAAACUUUUCAAUAAAAAGGCAUUUUCCAGAGAGAGAGUGGCAUAGAUGAAGGUGACAUUAAAGUAGUUGAAUAAUACUGAUUAUUAUUUCCUCCCAAAGUGCAAAGGCAGGUGGUAUUUUGGCCUCUGUGUUGACAGGAGAGACAUCCAUGACACUCUUUUGUUUGUGUCGAUAACAAGCAUUGUAAUUAAAGCAGAGACCCGGCUUUAUCCACAAGCCAGGUUCGCAGUGCGAUUUGGCGAUAAAACGAUAAACGCAGAAUGCAGACAGUUAAACUGCUCACCAGAAGCAACCCCUCAGCCCCUCCCUAGGCCUCGAUUCUCUAUCCUCACCAUGUACACCUCUGACUCUCUCUUGCUUGGCUGAUUUUCUGUGGUCAGGAAGUACAAGCGUGCUUCUGUGACAUUUUACUUAAAGCUUGUUGCACUGCAUAACUGCAAACACACACCAAGAGUUUGAGAUCCUUGCCAAAUGAACAUGAUGGGAUAAAAAUAAAAUUACAGACAAAACUGGAUUAUGUUGCCAUACAAGUGAUCUGUGAAAGGCAGCACCCGGAAGGGGGCUCACCUUAAAAAGUUCCUGUCUGUCAUUCGGCCAACGAGGACAUUUUGUAGCCAUACAUCUGCAGAUUUUACACCUCUCACCACAACCCACAAAUACACUGAUAGCUACUGAGAGGCGCUUAUGGAGGAGGACAGCUUGUGCACCUCUCAGACAGUUGCUACAGAUUCAGUGCUUCAGCAAGAAUCGAGUAACUGUAUAGAUCAUCAGUCCAUCAAUUGGGAAGAGGAGGCAGCAGCAUUGUCGGAUCAGGCCAAUCUCAGCCCUAAGAAGGGCUGUGAUGCCUCUGAGGAGGCGGAACAGUGGGGCCAAAUGAUGUGGCCAGUGUGUCAUGUCAACUGUACCAGCCCCCCACUUUCCUUUGCUACAGUUCAAUGGGACAUGCCCGAUCCCGCUGCAGAGCAGCCUCUGCUCAUGACUGACAGCAGCUCAGCCAAUGAGCUGGACUUUGAGGAUGUCAGCGCUGUGACGAAUGAAGGCAGCACUUCCCCAUCACUUCACGAGUCUCAAGAGGAUGUCAGCGCUGAGCUUUUCAAAGCGGAGAGCAGGGAGGAAGAAGCUGGCCUCGAUCCACAGCCUCUGAAUUCAGAACCUGAGUGGACAGGAAGUGACACUGAGCCAUGUGAUGCUGCAGAUGUGCAAGAGCUGGAGACACGGUGGAAAGAAGACGAGCUGGUAGAGAGUAAUAACGGUAUGUAUCACUCAGAGUUGUUGUUAAACAUUCAUGGCCUUGAUGGCUUGCCUUUCAGUAAUAUUUUCUAUAAGUUAACUGCAUGCAGUCGUAUUCACACGCUUCUAGUCCCAUUGAGAGCAGAAUCGGAAGAAGAGGAGGGUUGCUCAGUGACAUCACAUCCCGCUGAAACUGAGGAACUAAUCGAUACUGAUCUGGGAACUGGAAGCUCGGAUGAAUAUGUGGACAGCUUUGUAGAUUUAAAGCUAGAAGAGGAACAGAAAGACUCCUGUGUUCUGCUGACUGGGCAGGAGGAGUCAGGAGAGUCGGAGGAAAAGCGAACUUCAGCAAAUGGUGACAAAACCGAGGAAGAGAACGAGCAGUGGGGCGAGGUAGAAGAAGGGCAGAGUGAGGCAAACGCAUCCUGCAGUGAAGAAAGUGUCAUUUGUCUGAUGAAUGUGGAGGUACAUCCAGAGCCCCUUCCAACUGAUGACACUGGAGUGUCGACAGAGGCAGAUAAGCUAGUGGAUCUGCCACCCCCAGAGCUUUUGGAGGAAAGCCUGCAGUUCAGCGCUGAAGAGGACCAAGAGAUACUGAACCAGUUACAUGAAGAUCUCACCAGUCGGACAGAAAUGUGUGAAGAUGUCGAACAGAACGUGGAGCCUGAACAGCCAGAAGCUGUGGACAAUGACGAGGGAGCAGCGUUACAGAUUUUAGAAAAUGCAGAGAGGAUAGAAAACAAACAAGAGCUGGUUGAAAAACUGGAGGAUUUAAAUUGUUUAGAGCAACAAGACUGUGUUCAAACAGCUUUGCAGGACACAGACGCUUCACUGCAGCUUGAGGUGCAGGACAGAGAGCCCGAGCAUCUCGAGGUGACUGAAAACUCAGAGCAGAUACCAGUAGAGGGGUCACAUGAAACCGAGGAAGACGCUGACCACUUAGAACCACCCCAGCAUCUGGAAGAGUCACCAGAGAUGGAACUGACAGACCAGGUAAUCCAACCUGACGAUGCAGAGCAGCCAGAGGAGUCUCCUCAGUUGGAGCAGGCUGUUUGUGUUGAAGCUGAAGACCCUGGAAAGGCAGGGCAGCAAGAAGAGACAGCGCCUUCAGAAGACGAUAAGGAACCAGUAAAUACAACCGAAACUCAGGAGGAGUUAAAUGAGGAGGAAAAACAGGGUGAGACUUCAGAUCUAACAGAAGAUGUUAGGGGGACUGAGGAUGGAGAUUUAGAAACAGUAGUGGCAAACGGAAAGCAGCCCACGCCCCUGGAGACAGCGGUGCCUCUUAUGAAUGGAGGCGAGGUGGACAGAGAGAAGGCCCGCAUCCUCGCUGAAAAGCUGUUCAAGUUGGACGAGAUUCAACGUGGAGAUGUGGUGAAGCACUUAGACAAAGAUAACGACUUCAGCCGCGCUGUCGGAGAGGAAUACCUGAAAUUCUUUGACUUCACCGGCCAAACUCUGGAUCACUCCCUGAGGUCUUUUCUCAAAGUGGUGGUGCUGAUAGGAGAGACGCAGGAGAGAGAGCGCGUGCUGCAGCAUUUCUCCUGCCGCUUCCAUCAGUGCAACCCCGACUCCUUUUCCUCCUCAGGGGCUGUGUUGGCUCUGACAUGUGCCCUGAUGCUUCUCAACACUGACUUGCAUGGACAGCAUGUAGGAAAAUCCAUGUCGUCUUCUAAGUUUGUGUCAAACCUGGAUGGAAUGAAUGAUGGAGCGAACUUCAACAAGGAUCUCUUGAAAAGUCUUUACAACUCCAUAAAGAACGAGCCGCUGGAAUGGGCUGUUGAUGAGGAUGAGCUGAAGAACGUGGUGAAUGAAGAUCCGGGCGACAAUCCACGGCUGCGCUCAAAGGUUAACCCCUUCCUGGACAUUCCUCAUGACAAAAAGGCUGCCGUCGUCAAAAACGGGUUUCUCCAGAGAAAGCUACACGCUGACAUCGAUGGCAAACGCACACCAUGGGGAAAGAGAAGUUGGAAGACUUUUGAUGGAGUGCUUAAAGGAAUGGUCCUUUACUUACAGAAGAAUGAUUAUCGAAGGGAUCAGCACAUUAUAGAGGAGGUGGUGAGCGUGCAUCACUCUCUGGCUGAACCAGCAGCCGAUUACACCAAGAAGCCACACGUCUUCCGUUUGCAGACGGCCGACUGGAGGGUUUUUCUCUUUCAGGCCUCGUCCAAAGCGGAGAUGAAUUCGUGGAUCAGCCGCAUCAACUUAGUCUCGGCUCUUCACUCGUCGCCUCCGUUCCCCGCUGCCGUCGGCUCCCAGAGGAAGUUCCGCAGACCGAUCCUCCCCGCAUCGCAGUCGGCUGAGACUCUGGAGCAUCAGCUUCAGUCUCAUGCAAAAAUGCUGGACUCCUUCAAGGUGGACCUCGAAAACCAGCAGCAAAGCACGCUGGACAGCAAAAAGGCCAAAGCCCGGGAUAUGGAGGAGCACCUGCAGUACCUGCAGCAUGAGAUAUGUCGCUAUGAGACCUACAUUCGGGUGCUGGAGGGGUGGAAGAGCGUGAAAAAGACAGGCGACAGCGAGUUAAACGCACCAGACCUGAACUCGUUUGAUAAAGCUGUAUGCGCUGACUCUCUGGGAGAGGAAGAUGAUGUGGAUGGCAUGCUUAAAAAGUCCCACUCAAGCCCUUCUCUGGAAUUGGAGGUGGCGCCUGCAGCGGUGGUCAAAGUCAGACGAAACAUCUCUGAGAGACGGACGUAUCGCAAGCCCAUCAUUCCCCGAUGGAACAAAGAGGUCUGAAAGCUGCUUCGCUCACAGAUCACACGACCAGUUUAUAUCCUUUGAAAGUUUAGAUUCAUGCACGCCGGAGGUGCGCUGACGUUACUCUUUUUUUAGUUUGUGGAAGCACCGAGCAGAGAACAAAGAAACACCCAAGUCUCAUCUAAAAACUGCCUUAGCAACUUAUUGAUCUUGUGCACUUUUCAAUAAAGAUAAACCUCAGGUAAUCCAUAACCUUCAAACUCCCUCAGGACCGAGGGGAGACCCUGACCUAAUUUUUUGAGGGACUUAAAUUCCUGGACCUAAUUUAUUUAGUAUUGUUUUAAUUUUUGAAUUUGAAUUUUUGUUUUUCGGUACUCAGAAUGGCACAGAUGUUUUUCACCGUGCUUUGCACCACAAGAGGGUACUGUAGCACAGGAUAUUGCGCUGUGAUAUCGCCCUGCCGUCCUGUCUGUUGUGAAGUGGUUUUUCUAAAGAAUCCUCAUUGCACUUUUGUUUUUCUAUAUCAUAUGUAUGAAAUGUUUAUUUUCUCUCUCUGUUACAUGUUUUGUUCAAAUGAAAGGUUCCUUUUCCACAAUAAAAUAUAACUUACAUUUAUUAUUCAGUAUUCUGGAGACA